Aspergillus heteromorphus CBS 117.55 is the source of this 1311-nucleotide messenger RNA. Its product is annotated as carbohydrate esterase family 5 protein. Gene Ontology annotation, cellular component: extracellular region. The coding region runs from base 283 to 1134 and encodes 283 amino acids. Gene Ontology annotation, biological process: carbohydrate catabolic process. The transcript has 3 exons. Lineage: Eukaryota; Fungi; Ascomycota; Eurotiomycetes; Eurotiales; Aspergillaceae. The record is from RefSeq and is a predicted model, not a curated record. Gene Ontology annotation, molecular function: cutinase activity.
AGUGCAGCGCAGUGCAAGGAUCGUGUGGCUGCGAGGCUGCGGCUGCGGCUGCGACGUCCCAAAAUUGGACGCACCCAGGGCAGCGGAUAUAAAACCCCGACUGAACCUGCGGUGGUGAAGGUUCUCUCCUCUCCAGCUCAAGCAAGUGCAGUGCACCGCCCGCCCAUCCUCCGUCGUGUUCUCUCGUUUUAGUCUCACUCAUUCGUAUCAUUUGCCAAGAGCAGCGCUCUUCAUUUUGUCCACUCGUUAGUUCAUUCGUUCAAUCAAUCUUUCUCCAUCAUCAUGAAGUCCUUCGUUGUGCUCUCCCUCCUCGCCACGGCACUCGCCGCCCCAGCCAACACCUUCCAGGAGCGUCAACUCGAUCUCUCGUCGUUGACCUCGGCCCUGAAGUCGACCUCGUCCGGUGCGGCCGGCUCAUCCGGCUCGACUGGCUCGACCGGCACCGCCACCACCAGCGGCUCCAGUGGGCUCAGCGCCCUGGCCUCGCUGUUCCCGUCGUCCUCCGCCACCACCAGCAGCAGUGGCAGCACCAGCAGCAGCGGCAGCGAUGAUGGCCUGAGUGGUAUCAUCAGCAGCUUCACCAGCGGCUCUUCGACCGAGAACGGCGUGACCUCCCACACGGGGGCAUGCAAGGAACUGACCUUCAUCUUCGCGCGCGGAACCACCGAGAUCGGCAACAUGGGCACUGUCGUCGGACCCGAGGUUGCGUCUAAGCUGCAGUCUCUGACUGGCAACCAGGUCACCGUGCAGGGUGUCAACUAUGCAGCUGACUGGGCGGGAAUCAUGAGCAUGGGCUCCGACGGCGGCACGGAGAUGGUCACGUACGUGAAAGAGGCACUCAGCCAAUGCCCCAACACCAAGGUCGUGCUGGGCGGCUACUCGCAGGGGUCGAUGGUGGUGCACUACGCGGCGAACCAGCUGAGCGCGGGCCAGGUGACGGCGGCGGUGCUCUUCGGCGACCCGUUCAAGAUGCUGUCGGUCGGCAAGCUGGCCUCGUCCAAGGUGAAGGAGUUCUGUGCGUCGGGCGAUCCCGUCUGCGAGAAUGGCAUGAACGUCAUGGCGCAUCUGUCGUAUGGGUCCGAUGCCACUGCGGCCGCGGAGUUUCUGGUGCAGGCGGCCGGGGUUUCUUCUUAAGGUUGCAAACUUCUGAAGGAUGAAUUUCAGGAUGUGGAGAUGAUUUGCUGGGUAAGUGGGAAAUGAAGAAGAGAGGGGAGAAGAGGGGGUGGGUUUGGGUUGAGCUGGGAUGGGUGGUCAUGGUGGUGAUGGCUAUGUAUGUAUGUAUGGGUCUAUGAUGUUAUUUUUGUGCUGUGG